AUGUGCCUUCAGGCUAUCCGCGAGAAGCCUAUCACACUUCGGGUGAAGCGACAAGAGUGUAAGUGUAUUCGCAAUCCACGAAGUACUGGAGGAAUGACGUGCAGCUGCGCUCAGCCGAUGUCGGCUCAAGCGCCAACGGAAGCACUGCAACAAACUGAAGUGGCUCAAGCUCUUUCUGAUAGCGUUCAGGCACAUCCAUCACGAGGGCAAAACCAAGCUCGGUGCGGAUGCGUGCAAAUUGUCUACCUCGGCACAGCACAGUAUCAAUGCCAAUGCGGAGAAGCUCCAACGACUACAACAACCACUAUGGCACCCACAACUCUUCCACCUACCACUCCUCCCCCACAAUACCCGACGGCACCGACCGACGGCCAGGGACAGUGCCAGUGCAUUAUGAUCCAAAUUUCGGGACCAACCUCAGCACAAUAUCAGUGUAACUGUAAUGGUAAUCAAAACUACCCAUCUUUGGUCAACGAUGCUCCCGUUGUCACUUCCCCUCCUGAGAUCACCGAGACUUACCCUCCAGUUACGUAUCCACCUGAGACGCUCGCUACAGAGGCUCCGCCAAUGAUUGCAGACGCAGUGCCAUAUCAACAGGCUGCACAGUAUCCACUCACUACCAAUUGUGUGAUGUACGUGGGUGUGCCGGUCUCGUCUUGCGUUUGUCUACCUCAGUACGACCCAUGUGCUCAGAACAUUUGCUGUCUGAAGGCGAAAUUCCGAAGUCACAAGGCUGUCGCCACGCAACGUAACGCAGAGCCAAGCACCGUCGACAUGCUCAUGAAUAUCUUGAAAAAGAUCAAGACCAAGCUCAACGACUGA
Molecule: messenger RNA, 822 nt
Organism: Ostertagia ostertagi
Lineage: Eukaryota; Metazoa; Nematoda; Chromadorea; Rhabditida; Trichostrongylidae
Source: the annotation of a GenBank genome assembly